AUGUCACCACCACCACCGCUAGAUACUAACCUUCUUAUGGUACAGAAUGGGCCUCCUCGCACGUCUCACUCCAUGGAUGAGGAGACUCUACGCCCGAGGUCUGACUCGACUAUCUCCAACGCCAACACCUAUGUAAGAUCGAGAACCAACUCCGAGGCCACCACCGCCGUCACCAAGUUCGCCAGUGCGGCACCCAGCGCAUCGGACUAUGACGAUGUGCAUGAGGCCGAUGCCCUGAAUCCGGACCCGCGGAAUCAGCAGGAUUUCGUGGUCCAGGACAACCGAUUCGCCUUUUCGCCCGGCCAGCUCAACAAGAUGCAGAACCCUAAGUCUCUAGCAGCCUUCCGCGCGCUUGGUGGUCUGAAUGGUCUGCAACGGGGCCUGCGGACGGACUUGACGUCGGGAUUAUCAGUGGAUGAGACCCAUCUCGAUGGGACGGUCGCCUUCGAGGACGCGACUUCAACCUCUUCCCCGGAGCACGCAAAGCAGCAACAGCACUCGCCGCCUCCCGACGUACCGGCCGCCGAUGCCGCCACACAGUUCCACGAUCGAAUCCGCGUUUUUAGCCAGAACCGACUACCCGCUCGCAAAUCGACCGGCUUCUUCAAGCUGCUGUGGAUGGCUUACAACGAUAAGAUCAUCAUUCUCUUAACGAUCGCCGCCGUCGUGUCCCUCUCACUUGGCGUCUACGAGACCGUGAGCGCCGGCCACGGCGUCGACUGGAUCGAGGGCGUCGCCAUCUGCGUGGCUAUCAUCAUCGUGACUGUCGUGACCGCCGCCAACGACUGGCAGAAGGAACGCCAGUUUGCCAAAUUAAACAAACGGAACAACGACCGAGAAGUCAAAGCCAUCCGCUCCGGCAAAGUCGCCAUGAUCUCCAUCUACGACAUUACCGUCGGAGACGUCCUCCACCUAGAGCCCGGCGACUCCAUCCCAGCCGACGGCAUCCUCGUCUCAGGGCACGGCGUCAAAUGCGACGAGUCGUCCGCGACGGGCGAGUCGGACCAGAUGAAGAAGACGAACGGCCACGACGUCUGGCGGCAGCUUUCCGACGGCUCCGCCAAGAAGAAUCUCGAUCCGUUUAUGAUUUCCGGGGCUAAAGUGCUCGAGGGUGUCGGCACUUAUGUCGUGACUAGUGUUGGUCCGUAUUCGACUUAUGGCCGUAUCUUGCUGUCGUUGCAGGAGGCGAAUGAUCCGACGCCUCUUCAGGUUAAGCUGGGGGGCUUGGCUAAUUGGAUUGGAUGGUUGGGUUCUGGUGCCGCCAUCCUCUUGUUCUUCAUUUUGCUCUUCCGCUUCUGCGCUGAGCUUUCUAAUAAUCCGGCAUCCCCCGCUGUUAAAGGAAAGCAGUUCGUAGAUAUUCUUAUUGUUGCCGUCACGGUCAUUGUUGUCGCCAUUCCCGAGGGCCUUCCAUUGGCUGUCACCCUGGCCCUUGCCUUUGCUACCACGCGCAUGGUCAAAGAGAACAACCUUGUUCGUGUGCUCCGGGCCUGCGAGACAAUGGGCAACGCAACAGUGAUCUGCUCCGACAAGACGGGAACGUUGACCCAGAACAAAAUGACGGUGGUGGCGGGGACUCUGGGUCCUCAUCGAUUCAACCAGAUCCCACUGGAGGACUCCCCUGAAGCUUCGAUGAGCGUGACUGAGAUCUCCAAGCAAUGCUCGCCACGCGUGCGCGAUCUGAUCAUCAAAAGCAUUGCACUGAACUCCACCGCGUUCGAAGGCGAGCAGGAUGGCGCGAAGGAGUUCAUCGGGAGCAAGACAGAAGUGGCCCUGCUGCAGUUGGCGCGAGACUAUCUCGGCAUGGAUGUCACGACAGAGCGUGCGUCUGCGGAUAUCGUCCAGCUGAUCCCCUUCGAUUCGGCGCGCAAGUGCAUGGGUGUGGUGUACCGCGACCCGGUCGUCGGCUACCGCCUGCUCGUCAAGGGCGCCGCCGAGAUCAUGGCUGGUGCAUGCUCGACAAAGGUAGCUCAUAUGGACCAGGAAGGCAUCGCUGUCGACCAAGUCUCGAGUGAGGACCGACGCGCGAUGCUCGAUCAGAUCGAGUCGUACGCCGGACAGUCUCUGCGAACAAUUGGCUUGGUGUAUCGGGAUUUCCCCAAGGUCUCGAGCUGGCCGCCUCAGGAUAUGCAGCGGAUGGAAGACGACGCGUCCUCGGCUGAUUUCACCGAUCUCUUCCGCGAGAUGACCUGGGUCGGCGUCGUCGGGAUCCAGGAUCCCCUGCGGCCUGAGGUGCCGGCGGCCAUCAAGAGAUGCCACGGAGCCGGGGUGCAGGUGAAGAUGGUCACGGGCGACAAUAUCGCGACCGCCACUGCCAUUGCUUCGUCGUGUGGCAUCAAGACGGAGGACGGCGUCGUCAUGGAGGGCCCCAAGUUCCGGCAGCUGACGGACGAGGAGAUGGACCAGGUCAUUCCGCGGCUUCAGGUGCUGGCUCGUUCGUCACCUGAGGACAAGCGUAUACUGGUCGCGCGGCUGAAGCAUCUGGGCGAGACCGUUGCCGUCACGGGCGACGGAACCAACGACGGCCCGGCGCUGAGAACCGCUGAUGUGGGAUUCUCCAUGGGCAUUGCUGGAACCGAGGUGGCCAAGGAAGCCAGCUCGAUCAUUCUGCUGGACGACAACUUCAAGUCGAUCGUCACGGCCAUCUCCUGGGGUCGCGCUGUCAACGACGCCGUGGCCAAGUUCCUCCAGUUCCAAAUCACAGUCAACAUCACCGCCGUGCUCCUGACCUUUGUUUCGUCACUGUACAGCAGCGACAACCAGAGUGUGCUCAACGCAGUGCAACUCCUCUGGGUCAACCUGAUCAUGGACACCUUCGCGGCUCUCGCCCUAGCAACAGACGCCCCAACCGAGCAAAUCCUCGACCGCAAGCCCGUCCCCAAAAGCGCCUCACUCUUCACCGUGCCAAUGUGGAAAAUGAUCCUAGGCCAAGCCGUGUACCAACUCGCCUUGACCUUCAUGCUCUACUUCGCCGGCGAGCGCCUCCUCGCCCCCCUAUUCUACGCCUCAAACGGCCAGUCCACCCCCAGCGCAAACGACAUUCAAAUACAGCUCGCAACAAUCGUAUUCAACUCCUUCGUCUGGAUGCAGAUCUUCAACGAGUUCAACAACCGCCGCCUGGACAACAAGUUCAACAUCUUCGAGGGCAUGUUCCGCAACUACUGGUUCUUGGGAAUCAACUGCGUUAUGAUCGGCGGCCAAGUCCUGAUCAUCUUCGUCGGCAGCACCGCCUUCGGCAUCACCCCGCUCAGCGGCGCCCAGUGGGGCGUUUGCCUCGUCUGCGCCGUCGGUUGUCUCCCCUGGGCGAUCGUCCUGCGCAUCAUCCCAGAUGGACCCUGCGGCGUCGCGCUGGACUACUUCGUCCGCGGCAUGCGGAUCUUCAUGAAGCCUGUUAACAAGAGCGGUCGCUUCAUCGCCGAUACUACGAAGGCUACUUUCCGACCUAUCAACCGCGCACUCCGUCGCAACAAGAAGGACGAAUCUGCGACUCCCCAGGACGAGGAGCAAACCGUUGCUCUUUCUGACAUCAAGCCGGCCCCGAGUCCGACCCCUGAGACAGCAACAGCCCCAUCGGUCACUGUCCCACCGAUCACUAUUACGACCUCUUAA
Aspergillus candidus is the source of this 3606-nucleotide messenger RNA. It is a transcript of the gene pmcB, whose product is annotated as putative calcium-translocating P-type ATPase(PMCA-type). Gene Ontology annotation, biological process: intracellular calcium ion homeostasis; calcium ion transmembrane transport. The transcript is spliced from 4 exons. Bases 1 to 3606 code for a protein of 1201 amino acids. Gene Ontology annotation, molecular function: ATP hydrolysis activity; ATP binding; P-type calcium transporter activity. The record is from RefSeq and is a predicted model, not a curated record. NCBI's taxonomy places the organism in Eukaryota, Fungi, Ascomycota, Eurotiomycetes, Eurotiales, Aspergillaceae. Gene Ontology annotation, cellular component: intracellular membrane-bounded organelle; membrane.